This is a messenger RNA of Juglans microcarpa x Juglans regia, 1506 nucleotides long. RefSeq names its product ubiquitin receptor RAD23d-like. NCBI's taxonomy places the organism in Eukaryota, Viridiplantae, Streptophyta, Magnoliopsida, Fagales, Juglandaceae. Gene Ontology annotation, cellular component: nucleoplasm; cytosol. Gene Ontology annotation, molecular function: damaged DNA binding; ubiquitin binding; proteasome binding. The record is from RefSeq and is a predicted model, not a curated record. Gene Ontology annotation, biological process: nucleotide-excision repair; proteasome-mediated ubiquitin-dependent protein catabolic process. The transcript has 12 exons. Bases 14 to 1339 code for a protein of 441 amino acids.
CCAUCGGUUAGGUAUGUAUACAAGCAAAGGCGAGAGGGUGUGGCUUUUUUGUUUUUGCAGUGACUUUCUUCUUUGGCUUUCUCUGUCGUUCACUUUCUCUUGCUCUGUCCCUGUACGUUUGAAAGGUAUCGCCACCGGCGACGUCAAAGACUCUCCGGAUAAUCUGGGACUGGACAGGCGGGCGUCGCAGAGGAAAAUGAAGAUCUUCGUGAAGACUCUCAAGGGUACUCACUUCGAGGUGGAAGUGAAACCCGAAGACACGGUUGCUGAUGUCAAGCAAAAUAUAGAGGCUCUACAGGGUUCUGUUGUUUACCCUGCUGCACAACAGAUGCUUAUUCAUCAGGGGAAAGUUCUUAAGGAUGCCACAACACUCGAGGAAAAUAAAGUUGCGGAGAAUAGUUUUGUUGUCAUCAUGUUAACCAAGAAUAAAGUCUCAUCAAGUGGAGCCUCAAGUACAACAACUGCACCCACAAGCCAAGCCCAACCUGUGAGUUCACCUCCUACCUCAACACAACCAGCACCACCAUCUCAACCUCCUCCCUCAACUCCAGCACCAGCACAGACUGCUCCUGAAACCACUCCUGUUGUUGUCCCUCCUGCUUCUUCAGAAUCAGACGUUUAUGGCCUAGCAGCAUCAAAUCUUGUCGCAGGAAAUAAUUUGGAGGCAACUGUUCAGCAGAUUCUGGAUAUGGGUGGGGGAAGUUGGGAUCGGGACACUGUUGUCCGUGCUUUACGUGCUGCUUUUAACAACCCUGAAAGAGCUGUUGAAUACCUAUAUUCUGGAAUUCCUGAGCAAGCAGAUGUUCCCCCGGUUGCUCGAGUUCCGGCAAGCGGUCAGGCAGUAAACCCUCCUGCCCAGGCUCCACAACCGGCAGCACCUACUAGUGGGCCCAAUGCAAACCCCCUAGAUCUGUUCCCACAGGGUCUUCCUGCUAUGGGUACAAAUGCCGGUGCAGGAACCUUGGACUUCUUGCGAAACAGUCAACAGUUCCAAGCCUUGCGACUUAUGGUGCAAGCAAACCCCCAAAUAUUGCAGCCUAUGCUCCAGGAGCUAGGGAAGCAAAAUCCGCAGCUAAUGCGCCUGAUUCAAGAGCAUCAGGCUGAUUUCUUACGCCUGAUAAAUGAACCAGUUGAAGGAGAAGGGAACCUACUGGGUCAGGAGGCUUCAGCAGUGCCACAGGCUGUGACUGUCACCCCCGAGGAGCGUCAGGCCAUUGAACGUCUUGAAGCGAUGGGCUUUGACCGGGCCUUAGUAUUGGAAGUUUUCUUUGCAUGCAACAAGAACGAGGAGCUUGCAGCCAACUAUCUUUUAGAUCACAUGCAUGAGUUUGAGGACUGAUCGAAGUGGUCAUCUUUCCUUAUUUUACUUUUUUUUUUGCUCUUUUAUUUCGUUUAUGUCGGACUUGUCAAUUUGGUUUGUCUUUAGUGUCUUUAUCCACUCAUUUGUCCUGUGUAGUCUUUUUAAACAGAGAUGCUGUCGAGAUAUCCAUACCCCGCCUUCUCAUC